Varanus komodoensis (Komodo dragon) is the source of this 1213-nucleotide messenger RNA. It is a transcript of the gene RPP21, whose product is annotated as ribonuclease P/MRP subunit p21. Gene Ontology annotation, cellular component: nucleolar ribonuclease P complex. NCBI's taxonomy places the organism in Eukaryota, Metazoa, Chordata, Lepidosauria, Squamata, Varanidae. Bases 122 to 652 code for a protein of 176 amino acids. The record is from RefSeq and is a predicted model, not a curated record. The transcript is spliced from 6 exons. Gene Ontology annotation, biological process: tRNA processing.
CGGAAGAAGAGGCACGCCGGCCUUCUGGUUGCGGGAAGCGGUUGCGGGCGUAGGGCUGGUUUGCCUUGCACUCUCUCACCACCAUCACCAAGAGCGUAACAUAGUUUUUUGGUCACCAGCCAUGAUAAAGGACAAGGAAGCAUUUCAGAGACUCAGUUACCUCUACCAGGCAGCACAUUGUAUUCUUGCCCAAAACCCCAACAACCAGGAACUGGCCCGCUUCUACUGCCACACACAGACCAGCAUCAGCCGACGGCUCGUCUUAAGACAGGACCCCUCUGUGAAAAGAACCAUCUGCAAAUCUUGCUUCUCCCUUCUGGUCCCCGGGGUCAGUUCAACCGUCCGCCAGAGAAAGUCCCGUAACCAGCGGUGGACUGCUGUGCGGUGUCUCAACUGCAGCCUAAGCAAGCGUUUCCUCAGCAACCCUGACUAUAAGCUGUGGUCAGAGCAACCUGAAGCAUUGCUGGAGAAUCAGACGCCAGUUGGUGAAGGAGCAAAAGGCCAAACACCUAGCGCUGCCCGGCAACCACCCAAGGUCCCCCAGAUGGAAAAGGCAACAGCCCCGAGUUCCAGAUCCUGCAGCCACCCUGCCUCCGAAGAGACCACAGUGGGCAUCAAAUCUAAGGGACAGAAGGGCCCCAGUGGGAAGUGACCCCCUUCUUUGAGAACAGGCAGGCAACUGUGGCUUGGUAGCAAAUGGUGGGGAGCAGGAGAGGGGCCUGAGCGUCAGCAGAGAAAUAAAAUCUGGCCUAUGAAAGCCCAGCUAACUACUUCAGAAGUUGGGUGGCUAAAGCAAGAUGACUUUGCAGAGAAGGAUCCUCUUGUACAGGGUGCCCAGUUUUGAGGCAGCACGGAAAGCGGUGGCAUGUUGAGCCGAUAGUGGUGUGGUGAGACAGCGUUGCUCGACAGAACUGCCUGUGUCCCCGUUCUCCCACCGUGUCCAGCUAGGGAUCCCGUUGCCUUCUGCAGCUCUUCUGUGACCACAUGAAGGCCCCUCUUCGGCUUGGGCACUGCCUGGAUUUGCCAGCUGCGACAUCAGCUUGCGGGGUGGGUAGGUAUGCAGCUACGUAAGUCCUGGGCUUGGAGAUUGGUGAGCGCAUCCCCAUUGUUGCUGGAGGUGAAGAAAUGGCAACGGGAAGGAUAGGCCUGAUCCAGCUUCACUGUUGUAUAAGAGAAUACUGUUGAAAAACUGAAAAUAAAAUGUUCAUUUUUA